Molecule: messenger RNA, 1026 nt
Organism: Arctia plantaginis
Lineage: Eukaryota; Metazoa; Arthropoda; Insecta; Lepidoptera; Erebidae
Source: the annotation of a GenBank genome assembly
AUGAAAACCACAUUGUUGCCAUCAAACGUCUUCAAGAUGUCUGAUGAAGAGGUGACCGUAGAGACAUCUGACGGCCAGAUCUUGGCUGCUGAGUAUAAGGAUGGUCAGUUGCAAAUAGUGGAAGUGACUCCAUUUGAUAAGGACAGGGAAGGUGGUCUGAUACCCCUCACAGAUGGCGGAGAUCAACAGACUAAGUACAUGCAAGUGUUGGACACCAGCAAGGGGCUGGUACAACUGGAUUUAUUGAACUUGACGUUAGUCAGGUGUCCAGAUGGAGAAGAUGGUUACCAGUUUGUGGCUAAUACGGGCUCAGCUGGUGAACUAUCCUCGGAUGGCACAGUCACUUGCGUUUUACAGUCCAGUGAUACUGAAGACCCCGACAACCAUGAGUCCUAUGUGAUGGUAGACAGUCAAAAUGGCCAGGCACCCCUCGUUUUCCUCAAAUCCUCGCUUCAAGAAGCCGCUGCCAGCAUGAGCAGUAGUGAGAUCAGAGAAGAAAACAAUGUCAAUAAACAUUUGUCACCAACCGAGAUAUUAGAAAAGGCGAAAACGUUACAAAAAGCCAAGGCAAUGUUAUCAUCUCCGCCUCGAGGCCGAGGGAGAGGUCGCAAACGCAAGAGUGACCUUCCACCCCCUCACGAGCUGUUAGCGUCCCCCAAUUUCAAGCUGUACCUGUAUUCCUGCAAAAUGUGUUCCUUUAAGUGUAAUGCUGUCAAAGAAAUGUCUGCUCAUAAGGCGACGGAGCACAGCGGUGCGGGGCGGGCGGGGCGCGCGGGGGGCGCGCGGGGCUCGGCCGUCACGCUGCAGUGCGCGCGCUGUCCCUUCCGCGGCGCCGUGCACUCGCAGCUCAUGAAACAUGUACAAGACAAACAUCUCACCGCGCAAGUUACCAAUACGGUUCACCUAGACACAGAAGAGGUAGAAAACGCGGAUGUGUUGGUGUGCGGCGCUUGCGGUUUCGAGUCCGGGUCUAGAAGCGUUUUCAGAAAGCAUAUAGAAGAGGAUCAUGGAGCUACCACGUGUUGA